UUGGUACGAGCCACACCACACACACACAAAACUUUACACUGCUCUUCCUUUCUCUCUCUCUCUCACGCAUAGAGAGAACAUAAGCACAACAAUGGUGGCCACCUCAGUCUCUCCUAUUCAUUCUGCCAAUGUGGUCUCUUCAACUCCCUCACUCUCUCUUCUUUCCUCAUUAUCAUCUCACUCUUCAUCUUCUUCUUCUUCAUCUUCAUCAUCUUCUAUUCUGUCCUUUCAACCAUCUUACAGGCCUUGCUCUCUCCUUCUCUACACCAACACCCACUUCAGAACUAGCUGCAAAUCCAAGGCUUUGAAAGUGAAUUGUUCAGUGAGUGAGCCAUUGAAAGUGAUGAUAUCAGGUGCACCAGCAUCAGGCAAAGGAACCCAAUGCGAAUUGAUUGUAAACAAGUUUGGAUUGGUACACAUAUCAACAGGAGAUCUUCUAAGAGCUGAAGUGUCAUCAGGGACAGAAAUUGGAAACAAAGCAAAAGAGUACAUGAAUGCUGGUCGUCUGGUUCCUGAUGAGAUUGUCACAACUAUGGUAACAUCAAGAUUAUCACGUGAAGAUACAAAAACAAAAGGGUGGCUUCUUGAUGGAUAUCCAAGAAGUUCCAACCAAGCACAGAGUUUGGAGAAAAUGAAGAUUAGGCCAGAUGUUUAUAUCGUUUUAGAUGUUCCUGAUGAAACUCUAAUCGACAGAUGCAUUGGAAGAAGGCUGGACCCAGUGACAAAGAAGAUUUACCAUCUCAAGAGUUUCCCUCCGGAGAGUGAGGAAAUUAAAGCAAGACUUAUUACCCGUCCAGAUGACACUGAGGAAAAGGUAAAGUCACGGCUUGAAAUAUACAAGCAAAAUGCAGCAGCAAUUUCAUCCACUUAUUCAGACAUAAUGAAAAAGAUUGAUGGAAACCGCUCAAAAGAAGAAGUUUUUGCAGAAAUAGAUGCUUUGCUAUCACAAGUGCAAAAAGAUAAAGAAAAGGCAACAAAGUUAGGGAAACCAACACUCGGAAGUGGUAACCACUUGAAGGAGCCAUCUACAAGUCAGGAUAACUGGAGGGGCAUCCCUACUAGAUUGAAUAAUAUUCCUCAUUCCAGAGAAAUUAGAAAAUAUUUCUACGAUGAUGUGUUACAAGCCACACAGAGAGCUAUAAAUGAUGGAAGAACUCGAAUAAAGGUGGAGAUUAAUAUUCCAGAACUGAACCCAGAAAUGGAUGUUUAUCGAAUAGGUACCUUAAUGGAACUUGUUCGGGUAAUUGCUCUUUCAUUUGCAGAUGAUGGAAAGCGUGUCAAGGUUUGUGUCCAAGGCUCUAUGGGGGAAGGAGCUCUUGCAGGAAUGCCAUUGCAGCUUGCUGGUACUAGAAAGAUCUUAGAGUUCAUGGACUGGGGUGAAUAUGGUGCAAUGGGAACAUUUAUCAAUAUUGGAUCCAUAGGUGCCAAAGAGGUGGAUGAGCAAGAUGACAUAUUUAUUCUGGUGGCUCCUCAAAAUGCUGUAGGAAACUGUAUAAUUGAGGAUCUACAAGCGAUGACUACUGCUGCUGGGGACCGGCCAGUUAUUCUGAUAAAUCCUCGACUCAAGGAUUUACCUGGUUCCAGUGGAAUCAUGCAAACAAUGGGCCGUGACAAGAGAUUGGAGUAUGCUGCAUCAUUUGAGAUUUGCUAUGUCUUUCGGCUUCUCUAUUAUGCGGGAACCCAAUAUCCAAUUAUGGGUGCUCUCAGGAUGGCUUAUCCUUAUCGUUAUGAACUGUACAAGAGGGUGGAUGAACCUUCUGGGAAGGAGAAGUAUGUUAUCAUGUCAACAUUUCCACAGAGGCCAAGUUCUGAUGAAAUCAAUGAUGCAUUCCUAGGAAUAACCAGAGAUCAAAGGAAGAAAUUGACUGGAAUUUGGGGAUUCUUGGGCAGUAUAUUUUAACUUGUAAGCAACAUGGUGGAUGUAUAGUCUGCAUCGCUGGUAAGUCCUGAUUUUAGUUUCAAAAGUAUGAAGAAAUAAUCCGUGCACUUUUUUAUCUGAAUCUUUUGUCAUUCCAAUCUUCUUUCUUUUGGGUUUUUUGGGAUUCUGAUAGUUCUUUUAUUGAGAGCUCACAAUGCUUGUUUAUCAACUUUCUCUGUGAUCUUGCCAGUUACAAGUACCAUUGGACUGGAGAAAAAAAAAUUGUAUAGUUACUGCAUUAUAAACUUUUAAGGUAUAUAGAGUCAGUGAUUGUAUUGAUGACUCAUUCAGGCUAACAUUAGCACAACAAUUCACAUUGAUUUGGUUCUCUUUACCACAAUUA
Molecule: messenger RNA, 2261 nt
Organism: Humulus lupulus (European hop)
Lineage: Eukaryota; Viridiplantae; Streptophyta; Magnoliopsida; Rosales; Cannabaceae
Product: adenylate kinase 5, chloroplastic
Exons: 19
Coding region: 92-1900 (602 amino acids)
Biological process (GO): nucleoside triphosphate biosynthetic process
Cellular component (GO): cytoplasm
Molecular function (GO): ATP binding; nucleoside diphosphate kinase activity; AMP kinase activity
Source: RefSeq, a predicted model, not a curated record